This is a messenger RNA of Gloeophyllum trabeum ATCC 11539, 2031 nucleotides long. RefSeq lists its product as uncharacterized. NCBI's taxonomy places the organism in Eukaryota, Fungi, Basidiomycota, Agaricomycetes, Gloeophyllales, Gloeophyllaceae. The transcript is spliced from 3 exons. The record is from RefSeq and is a predicted model, not a curated record. Bases 57 to 1406 code for a protein of 449 amino acids.
CUUCGACCGGAUUCCCUGGCGACCAUAACUCACCAACGAAAAUGCCUUGAUUGAUAAUGGGACGACGGAACACGACAGUACACGACGUUGCCGCCCUUCGCGUUCAUCCUGACGGCACACGGGUACCUUCGUCUCUACCGGCCAAAGCUCAAGAUGCUGUAAACGCUGGGGACACUUUCUCGCGUGGUCUUCGUCCGCGAAUAGCGAAAUACACUGUGCAGGAUACGCGAGGGAAUCUCUUCGCGAGAGAUGCUGGUGGACUGGGACAAGUGCCUCGCAGGUUGCGUGCGGCAAGGACAGAAGAGGAAGAGGGUGAAUCGUCUGAACUCGAUCGAAGUCUGGUCGAAGCGAAAGCACAUGGGAUUGAGGAUGGUACUACGCCGGGCGGAGACAAUGGCUCCCGCGGCAAGAAACGUGCUGCUCAGGAAGUGAAGGACAGGAGAGCGAAGAGGCGGAGGGAAUUCGCAGAAGAUUACAAUUUCCUGCCAGGUCUUUCGCCUGUUUCUGGCACGUCGCGCAGUCAACCGUCUUCCCAGGGAAUUGUCACGACAGACGUCGGAUAUAAGGCAACACUUGACAAUGCGCAGGGUCGCGAUCCUCUUUACAACUGGGCAAUACCUUCGUCGGAUCUGCUGAAAAUUAUACAUCACUUCGCUUCAGUUCAUUACUCUGGGAAAGGUCAACUGUUUGACGCCUCAAGAGAAGCAAGACUGAUCAAGAAAAUUAGGAGAAUGAAAAGGCUCCAGGCAGCGGAGGCGGACGAUGGGUCAGAUACUCGGGCCAAUUCAUCUUCCCCUGAAAUCAGUACAAUGCAAGGUGGAAAUAUCCAAGAGAGUGAAGAAAGCGAAGGGAGCUCCGAAGGAGACGGCGGGAGCGGCGAUGAAUCCACCGGUUCCAUCGCGGAGACUCGCCGCGACGGGCCUUCAUCUCAAGCAAAUUCGAAGCACAAGACUUCUCGCCCCAAGAGACAUCGUCGGGGUCAGGCCCAGCUACGGAGAGACAUGUACAAGGCGUUUGACGGCAGCGCUUUAGUAGCGCUUGGUAUGCUUGUGCAAGAACACGUAGCAAGUCUCGUCGCUCCUCACAUCCCAGAGGAAUGGGAAGAAGAUAUGGAGAAUCACAAUAACAACACGGACGCUAACGAGGACUCAAGAUCGCGGAAAAGAGGGCAAAAGAAAAGCACGCCGCGCCGCGGUCUUGAGCAGGUCCACACCAGGAAGACGCCUGCGGGCGGCAGCGUAACUGCCAGUCCAGCAGCCCGCGAUGAAAAUUCGGCAACCCAUGAUACGCCAGAAGAACACACGCAGUCUGACAGUGACGAGAGUGUCGGUAAUUUGUUCGACGGCGGCGGCGAGGAGCCAGUCUUGGCUCCGGACAACUCGGAUGACUCCGACUACGUUCCAUGAAUUGCUGGCAUGCCAGUGUCCUUUUGAUGGAUUUGUCUGAGACGUAUAGAACGGAGUGUGUCGCACUUGGGACAGGAUGAAUCACGUCCCGAGACACAGCAUCAUUUCCACUGGCAGAUGAUACUUCAUCGGACGCAAAUGCAAGAUGAUUCCUGCGCCGUUGAUAUACUGCCUCAUGUACAGAUAAAAUCCGCACGUCGUGAUCAGACAUCACCGUGUGAUGCAGAGUUUUCCAUGUACAUCGGGGUCAAGUUCCUCGCAGCCGGACUCAGUCAAAUACUGAAGACGUCUCUGUGCUACUGGCGGCGUCGAUAUUUGGGAUCAACCAGAGCGGAACUAUGGCUCCUUGCAAUCCCGCGUAUCCCACCUCUCAUGUAUAGCCCCGACGACAAGUCUGGUGUUGCCUACUUCAGUACCUCGACAGCCCCAAUAACGAGCCAUUGGGGGGAGCCUGCUUUGAACGGAUUGCUAUAUUGUAUCUGUACUCGUGGCGGGUGAAGGGAGCCUGUAGCAUAGCUGAAGGCACAGGAUCUCCUGGAAUUUUGUCAUUGUAGCAGACCGGGGUCGAGCAGCUCGCCGAUACCGGUAUUUAUGAAACUUGCCUCACUUCUCCCUGGACCUGCCG